AUGACUAGUUUGGCGCAAUUAGAAGAACAAAUCAAUCGCCUCAAUGUUCUGAACAAGGUGAGCGGCAAGGCGCUUGAUGCGUUCGCGGACGCCUCGAACAACAUCUCCUGUAAGGCGUGGCAAAUCAUGAGUGAUGUGAAGCCGUGGGAGGUGGCGAGGGAGAACAUCGCGCUCAUGAUUGAGGAGAUGUCGAAAGCCUCGCGGAGCUACCACCCGCCGCCCUCGUUGCAGGACGUUCUAACGCAGCAGGAGAAGAACCCCGAGGUGAUCGCGCGGUGUAUGGAUUACCUAGUCUAUGCAGAUAGCUAUUUAGCCUCUCACCCAUCCAGCAACUAUGCCGACCAAAUCCAACGCACGAUCAACAAACAAAUUCAACAAAUCGUCCACAUAAGCGAGGAGCUCGUGAAGCGAGCCUUCUUUCAGGCCCUUCAGAAGCCCGUGAACAGCACGAAGGGGGCAGGGGGGCGGCGCUAUAUCAUCCACAACCCCGACGCGUUGCGGGAUAUAAAUCUGAUCGUUCAGCGGCUGGGGGAAAACUUUGGUCGAAACGGGGUGGUGCAGAACGACGUCUAUACAAUGCUUCAGAGCAAAGUGCGUUCGUUUAUCGAGGCGAGGCUGACUAAGGCCUCCCGAGAAGAGGGCGGGAGCCUCACGAUGUCGGGGAACCACGCCAACAUGCCGCACAUGUUAAAGCACUACCAAAGGAAAGAUCAUCCCCUGCUGAAAAUCAGCCAAAUGGCGCGUGAAAGCGUGCAGGAGGUGUCGGAUUGCAUCAACACCUUCAUCAUCAAACCGUUGGAUGAGAGCUACAUGGUGGUGGAGAUGCCCUCGCAGCUCGCCUCCGUUCCGUUCGAUGUCGUCAUGGAUCACGCGAUGGAUGCGAUCAGCUUCGACAAGACCGUCUUUCGCAAUCCCACCAAGAUGUUUGUGGAUUCCCGCGGGCAGGGGAUUGAGUUAUACCGCGGAAAGCGGUACUUUCGGGAUAUCAUAUUUAUUGGUUUGGAUCUUAUAGAGGAAAUUUGGCAAUGGAAAGGGCUCGCGGCCGCGCUCCCUGGGGAGCACGACACCUUUAUUGAUUACGUGAACAUCGACGUGAAGCGCUACCUCGGUGCGCUGCGGGAGUUGCUCGAAGGCUACGCAACCUGCAAAGGGUCCUUGGAAAAGGAGCAGCUGAAGGAGUACGCGAAAAGCGCCUCCAGCCUGGAGUGGCUCCCAUCCCUGGAUUCCGCCGCUCACGAGAUCACGACGAACCUGUUGAGCUUUCAUAAAGUUCUCCUCGCCACCUAUUAUGGCUCCUUAAAGCUCAGCUUGCAGGGGUCUUUAGUGAACUUCAACGACGACGACGCCGCGGUACGGAAGAUUCAGGAAUACCUCAUCCGAACCCUCAUCGGGACCUUGCAGGAGCUUCAGGUGAUCGUCGACGUCGCCGUGGAGAUGAACAAACGGCAUGAGGAAGGAGGCUACGCGGGCGGUGGCGGUGGCGGCGCUCUCAGCCGCUCGCGCAUCUCCCCGCAGGUUUUUCUGCUUAGCAACAUCAUCUUUUUGGCGGAAACUUAUAAACGCGAGCCGUGCUUUCAAAAGCGGUUGAUGCCGGCCGAGGACGGCGGCGUGGCGGCUCCCAAGAAAUCGGGGAGGGGGGCCGCGAAGUCGGCCUCCCAGCUGCCGAUUACGGCGCAGAUCCUCGCCAUCUUGGAGGAUGAGCAUGAACGAUGCGUCGAUGAGUUUGAGUUUUCCUGGGAGAAGUGCUUCCCGGAGAUGUACGAGGAUCCCGAGCUGUCUUCCAUCCGACCCGAUCCCAACGAGGCCUUGACAAAAUCGCAGCGAAUGGCGUUAAAACGGUGGAACAAGUCCGUCGCGCGGGCGUUGGGGGAAAAGCUAGAGAAUUCUAAAAUAGGAACGUGCGUUUCGACCACAGUCCGUGCGCGUCUUAUUGAGAUCGCCGUGAAAACGGUGCGGAAGAAGUUCCUGUCAUUCGAUGAUCUGGUACGCGGCCGCGCAUGGUCGACACGUCCACGCAAGUGGAUCCUCUUCUCGGUAGAGGAAUGGAUUCAACGGAUUAAGAAUAUAUUGUAG
Phytomonas sp. EM1 is the source of this 2073-nucleotide messenger RNA. The record is from the annotation of a GenBank genome assembly. Lineage: Eukaryota; Euglenozoa; Kinetoplastea; Trypanosomatida; Trypanosomatidae.